Bufo gargarizans (Asiatic toad) is the source of this 1341-nucleotide messenger RNA. RefSeq names its product vomeronasal type-2 receptor 26-like. Gene Ontology annotation, molecular function: G protein-coupled receptor activity. Gene Ontology annotation, biological process: G protein-coupled receptor signaling pathway. The transcript has 4 exons. The record is from RefSeq and is a predicted model, not a curated record. NCBI's taxonomy places the organism in Eukaryota, Metazoa, Chordata, Amphibia, Anura, Bufonidae. Gene Ontology annotation, cellular component: membrane. The coding region runs from base 1 to 1077 and encodes 358 amino acids.
AUGCACACUGAUAUAUGGCGCUGUCUAUGCCAAACACCGCGCUCCACCUGUAGUGAGAGUUGCCUCCAUGGAUACCGGAAAGUCCUACUGGAAGGAAAACAGAAAUGCUGCUACUACUGUGCGCCCUGUGCAGAAGGCGAGAUCUCCAACCAGACUGACAUGGGAACAUGCUUAGUGUGUCCUAACGAUCACUGGUCAAAUGGAAGAAGAGAUUCCUGCGUUCCAAGACCGAUUGAAUUCCUGUCUUAUGGAGACACACUGGGGUCAUCUCUAAUUAUUAUAAAUCUUACAUUUUGCCUUGUUACUAUAGUUGUAUUUGGGAUAUUUAUAAAUAAUAAAGAUUCUCCGAUUGUGAAAGCCAAUAACCAGAAUCUCAGUUUCACACUUCUCCUCUCACUGAUCUUCUCAUUUUUAUGUCCUCUCUUAUUCAUUGGACGUCCCUCAGAUAUAUCAUGUCUCCUCCGACAAGUGGCUUUUGGAAUCAUUUUUAGCCUUGCCGUUUCUUCAGUCUUAGCUAAAACAGUGACUGUAGUCUUGGCUUUUCAAGCCAUUAAACCAGGCAGGACACUGAGGCAGUGGAUGAAGAGACACCUCUCCAAAUCCUUACUUGUUAUAGGUUCAUCUGGAGAAGUUUUGAUCUGUGUCCUCUGGUUGUUUUAUUCUCCACCAUUCCCAGAUUAUAACACUGGAAUAGAGGUUGGAAAGAUAAUAUUACAAUGUGUUGAGGGAUCUGCCAUUGCUUUCUACUUGUCCAUCGGCUACAUUGGAUUUCUGGCAAUGAUGAGCUUUAUUGUAGCUUUCUUGGCCAGAAGACUUCCAGACACCUUCAAUGAGGCUCAGUACAUCACGUUCAGCAUGCUGGUGUUCUGCAGUGUGUGGAUCUCCUUCAUCCCGGCCUACCUCAGCACCAAGGGGAAGUACAUGGUGGCUGUGGAAGUUUUUGCCAUCUCAUGUUCCAGUGCUGGACUUCUGGGCUGUAUCUUCAUUCCCAAAUGUUACAUUAUCCUACUGAGACCAGAACUCAACACAAAGUCCAAUAUAAGGGUCAUAAGAAGACAUUGUACAGGAGAAUUUUGAUUUGUGUUUCAAUGUACAGUUGUAGCCGAGCUAAACUUGACUCUGAUAACACAUGGCACAGUCUUAUCUUGGUUGGUUUUCUCGUGACAAAUGCCAUUGAAAUCCAUUGAAAAGUUAGUUACCUUUUCUUCCUAUUCUUUACUUAAUGCGUUAACCAUCAAGUUUAGCUCGGCUGCAUCUGUAUUUAUUACUCUUUUAUAUUUGUAUUAUUUAGUUAUAUAUCUACUCUCGUAUCGGUCUGGAUCUUCCUCAAUCUGUUUUUAA